CUUGCGCCUUUACCUUACAGACCCCACGAGGCCACCACUGAUUCUGAAUGGGGAAUGCUCUCUCUUUCUGCCACACUGCACUUAUUUUCCCAUAUUCAAAGGCUACUCCAUUCAUCUUCAUUGUCCUACAAAAACCCUAGUCUAAUUUGACAUUUGAAAGUUGCGAGCUAUGUCCAAAGAUGCUUCUUCUUCAUCUGUCAGAUCCGCUGCUGCUCGAACCCAGUUCGAAUCAAAUGAGAACGACUUUGACAAUACCGAAUUUCCCUUCCUUACUCCUACUCGAACGCCUCUUAAUUCCAUCACCGACCCAUCUCAAUGUCUGGCCCUAGCUCAAGACCUCCAUCCCACUAAAUCUGAAACAACCCGAGCUGUUCGAGAUGGAAAUGGAGUUAGAGGAAAAGCUCAUUCUGAACCCAAUUCAGCUCAAACUACUCCAGUUAGGAGAAUUUGUAAUGUGUUUACACCCUCCGGGGCUAGGCAUGCUCUCCAUACUGGAGGUAAAGGGACUACUUCAUUAUCUUCUAGAAAUUCAAAAGGAACUCUUUUCAUCAACUCUGAGCCUUCUGUCCACUUUGAGCUGUCGGAGGAUCCUUCUUUCUGGAAUGAUCACAAUGUGCAGGUAUUGAUUCGUGUUAGACCAUUAAAUAACACGGAGAAAGUAUUACAUGGAUAUGGUAGAUGCUUAAGGCAAGAGACUGCACAGACACUGGUUUGGCUUGGUCAUCCUGAAACCAGAUUCACCUUUGAUCAUGUUGCAUGUGAAACUAUAUCGCAGGAAAAGCUUUUCAAAGCUGCAGGGUUGCCCAUGGUGGAUAACUGCAUGUCCGGUUAUAAUAGCUGCAUGUUUGCAUAUGGCCAGACUGGAAGUGGAAAGACUUACACAAUGAUGGGUGACAUAGGCGAAAUCGGUGGAAAGCUAAGCGAACAAUGUGGGAUCACUCCUCGUAUAUUCGAGUACUUGUUUACUCGAAUUAGACAGGAAGAGGACGAUCGAAAGAAUGAGAGAUUGAAGUAUAGUUGCAAGUGUUCUUUCUUAGAGAUAUAUAAUGAGCAGAUAACGGACCUCCUUGAGCCUUCAUCGACUAAUUUGCUGCUCAGAGAAGACUUGAAGAAAGGUGUAUACGUUGAAAACCUCACUGAAGUUAGCGUUAGUUCUGUUGAUGACAUUCUCAGAAUUUUGUUACAGGGGGCCGCAAAUAGAAAAAUGGCAGCUACUCAUAUGAAUGCUGAGAGCAGUCGAUCUCACAGUGUUUUCACAUGCAACAUAGAGAGUUGCUGGGAGAAAGACUCUAUGAAGCACUUCAGAUUUGGAAGGUUAAAUUUAGUUGAUCUAGCUGGUUCUGAAAGGCAGAAAAGCUGUGGCGCAGAAGGAGACCGUUUGAAAGAAGCUGCAAAUAUAAACAAGUCUUUAUCAACUCUUGGACUCGUCAUCAUGUCCUUGGUGGAUUUGGCACACGGCAAACAUAGACACGUUCCAUACAGGGACUCUAGGCUAACUUUUCUCCUUCAGGAUUCUCUGGGUGGGAACUCGAAAACAGCAGUAAUCGCCACCGUCAGCCCAUCUAUUUGUUCUGCCAGUGAGACACUAAGCACUCUAAAGUUUGCUCAGCGUGCAAAACUUAUUCAGAACAAUGCUAAAAUAAAUGAAGAUGCUUCAGGUGAUGUUUCAGCAUUGCAGCAGCAAAUCCAACAACUAAAGGGUCAGUUGUCCUUUCUACUGAAGCAUCAGGGAACGGAGAAUUAUUUUCCAGAAAGUGUCCCAUGUUUAGAUCAAUUCAGCUUGUGCGAGUUUCCUGAGAGCUUUGACCUGUCUGAGGAAUUGAAUCUGCACACUGAUUGUGGUCCACAACAUGGAAGAAGUGACUCAUUACAUUAUCUAAAAUCAACUUUGCUCAAUGCCGUGAGGAGAGAAAAAUUGGCUGCGACGGAAGUUUGGAGAUUAGAGGCUGAAAUUGAAGCGAUGAAACAUUUGGUUCAUCAGCAAGAAGAAGAGGUUCAACUUAGUAAAGACAUAAUGAAACUUAGAGAAGAAAAAAUUGACCGAUUGGAAUCACUUGGAAAUGGAAUAAUCUCCGCAGACUGCUUUAUCCUGGAAGAAAAUAAUGCUUUAAAAGACGAGAUUCGGCUGCUUUGGGCUAGAACUGAACAAAAUCCAGAAUCGACUCGACUUGCACAUGAGAACAUUAGCCUCCUUAAGCAGCUCAGAUGGUUUAAAAACUUCUAUGGGAACAUGAAGACUGGAACACUGGUUGCUGAAAUGCCAGAGUUAUGUGAACAGGAAAGAAUCGCUGCAGGAGAGUUAAAAGAAUGCAGAGAAAUGAAUUCAAAACUAAUCAGGAUCGCUAAGCGGCCCCCCCGUCCUGGCAGAGCAGUGGUGGUGAGAUGCUUCCCUGAGCCAGAAUACAGCCAGAGUCACCGUGCCUCAGUUUUCCGGCGACUUUUCACGACUGUCUUGCGUUAUCUCUCUUUCCGUCAAACCAUGGAAGAUCUUAAUCAGUUGUUGCCUGAGAGUGCCAGUGGCCCCAAUGAAAAAGAAAAGUAUCUUUUUCGUUUUUGGGGUCUAGAAAUCAGUACACAAUUUUCAUCCCAGUUCACAAACCCUAGCACUAGUUUAGCCGAUCGCCGAGCAGUUUCCCAGUUCACCUUGCCGGAGCACACAGGUUCGGGAGNGAAAGGGGGUAAGAAAGCCUUUAGGCUGAGAGUUGGGUCUUGGAACAUUGGGACGUUGGCGGGGAAGUCUAUAGAGUUAGUUAAGAUUCUUCAGAAGAGGAAGAUCAACAUAGCGUGUGUUCAAAAGACUAGAUGGAAGGGUACUAGGGCACGGGAUAUAGACGGAUUUAAACUAUGGUACUCAGGAAGCUCUGGGGGUAAGAAUGGGGUAGGUAUUUUAGUAGACAGGGACCUCAGGGAGCUCGUGGCCGAGGCUCGGAGGGUAAAUGAUAGGUUGAUGAGUAUUAAACUUGUAGUUGGUGGGUUUACUGUAAACAUGAUUAGUGCAUACGCUCCUCAGUAUCCGCACACAGAGAAGCUGUUCAUUGGCGGAGAUUUCAAUGGCCAUAUUGGGGCUAGUGCUAGGGGUUAUGAUGAUGUGCAUGGCGGGUUCGGUUUUGGAUAUAGGAAUGAGGGAGGUAAUUCACUGUUGGAUUUUGCUAGGGCUUUUGAUUUGGUUAUAGCUAACUCGAGUUUUCCGAAGAGGGAAGAGCACCUGGUCACUUUCCGGAAUUCAAUGGACAAGACUCAGAUUGAUUAUCCUCUCUGCAGGAAAUGCGGUAAAGGUCUGUGCAUUGAUUGCAAGGUCAUCCCAAGUGAGCACCUCACGACCCUACAUAGACUCCUAAUUAUGGGCCUGGAGAUCAAGAGGAGUAGGAGGAAGAGGGCGUUUUGCAUGCAACCUAAGAUCAAGUGGGGUAACUUGACCAAAGACAAAGCCCAGGAGUUAGGGGAGACGUUGUUGGCUAUGAGGGCUUGGAUGAGUAGGGGGGACGCAUCUAGUAUGUGGGUCACGACUGCGAAUUGCAUUAGGGUAGCUGCUAGAGAGGUCUUAGGGGUCAUGAAGGGCUCUCCCGGGGGUCAUAGAGGGGACUGGUGGUGGAAUGGAGAGGUACAAGGUAAAGUGAAAACUAAGAAAACUGCUUAUUUGAAGCUAGCAGAGAGUACAAACGAGGAGGAAAAAAGAAUUUAUCGGGAGUGUUACAAAAAGGCAAAGAAAGAGGCAAAGUUAGCAGUUACAACGGCUAAAAAUGUGGCGUUUGCUCGUUUGUACGAGGAGCUCGGGGGCAAAGGCGGGGUCAAGAAUUUGUACCGGUUGGCCAAGGUGAGGGAGAUGAAGGCCCAUGACUUAGACCAAGUCAAGUGCAUCAAGGACGAGGAUGGCAAAAUAUUGAUGGACGAGGCACUUAUUAGGAGAAGAUGA
This is a messenger RNA of Nicotiana tabacum (common tobacco), 3913 nucleotides long. The record is from RefSeq and is a predicted model, not a curated record. Lineage: Eukaryota; Viridiplantae; Streptophyta; Magnoliopsida; Solanales; Solanaceae.